UCCACACUUGUGGAUGAGGAGCUUGAUGCAAUUGUGUUGCAAAUUCUUAAUCUUUUUCCAACCUUUGGUUGGCACAUGAUUGAUGGUCACCUGCUUCACCUUGGACAACAUGUUCCUUGCAGUCAUGUGAAAGUAUCUUAUGCUUGUGUCAAUAGACCCCCUGUGGCGGCCUUUGGAGUGCGAUGA
This is a messenger RNA of Suillus paluster, 186 nucleotides long. RefSeq lists its product as uncharacterized. The transcript has a single exon. The record is from RefSeq and is a predicted model, not a curated record. The annotation marks the transcript as partial. NCBI's taxonomy places the organism in Eukaryota, Fungi, Basidiomycota, Agaricomycetes, Boletales, Suillaceae.